This is a messenger RNA of Thermothielavioides terrestris NRRL 8126, 960 nucleotides long. RefSeq lists its product as uncharacterized. The coding region runs from base 1 to 960 and encodes 319 amino acids. Gene Ontology annotation, biological process: canonical NF-kappaB signal transduction. Lineage: Eukaryota; Fungi; Ascomycota; Sordariomycetes; Sordariales; Chaetomiaceae. The transcript is spliced from 3 exons. The record is from RefSeq and is a predicted model, not a curated record.
AUGGAGCCAGAUCGCUCACCCAAGCGGCGGCGAAUCCUCUCGUCUUUCAACCCGCCCGAGCCCCUCGAUGAUGCGAGGUCUUCCGACAUGUCUGCCGAGCCUGCACCCCGACGCAACGAGAGCCUCCGAGAGGUCCCGGCACCGUCAGACCACGAGACAGCCGCGCCCAGGCCGACCAAACUUCGCUUCAAAUCCAAGUCGUCCAAGUCAUCGCGGACGAGAGACGGCAGAGAGAGAGUUGGCGACCACCAUCACCACCCGUUCCAAGACCCACCGCUGUCGCCCAACACGGCCUUCCGCGAGUCCCUGUUCGACGCCCUCGCCGACGACGAGGGCGCCGCCUACUGGGAGUCCGUCUACGGCCAGCCGAUCCACAUCUACGGGCACCCCGACGGCGGUCCGCUGGAGCGCAUGACCGACGACGAAUACGCGGCGUACGUGCGGCAGAAGAUGUGGGAGCGCACGCACGCGGGGCUGCUGGAGGCGCGGGCGGCACGGCGGGCGCAGGAGCAGGCUCAGGAGGAGGAACGGCGGCGGCAACACGAGGAGGCCGAGCGGAUCGCGCGCGAGAUGGAGCGCUCGCUCCGGCGCGGGAUGGAGAGGCGCCGGCGCAAAGUCUGGCGGCGCCGCUGGGAGGCGUACCUCGCGCGCUGGCGCGCCUGGGAGGAGGCCGGGCACCAGGGCGGGGUUGAGGCUAUUCCGUGGCCCUGGGCUGGGGAUGACGAUGAGGAGGAUGAUGCUGAAGAGGUGAGAGCCUUUUUUGUGCAGGGGAUCGGGCUGGAGGAGGUCGGCGAGAAAGAGUUUGCGGCGAGGCUCAAGGAGGAGAGGGUGCGAUGGCAUCCGGACAAGAUGCAGCAGCGACUGGGCGGCAAGGUGGACGACAGGGUCAUGCGGGACGUGACGGCGGUUUUCCAGGCCGUGGACGCUCUGUGGAAUGAUACCCGGAAGAACGGCGGAUAG